Molecule: messenger RNA, 2150 nt
Organism: Manis pentadactyla (Chinese pangolin)
Lineage: Eukaryota; Metazoa; Chordata; Mammalia; Pholidota; Manidae
Product: putative claudin-24
Exons: 1
Coding region: 814-1476 (220 amino acids)
Biological process (GO): cell adhesion; bicellular tight junction assembly
Cellular component (GO): bicellular tight junction; plasma membrane
Molecular function (GO): structural molecule activity
Source: RefSeq, a predicted model, not a curated record
CUGCUGCUCUGUCCAUGGGGCUUCACUGGUUGGGAAGACAGCUCAGCUCUGCGUGAAAAACACAUCUCACAUACUGAGAAAUCAUGCUUUGCCCCAGGAUGGAGAACACUUCAGGGCACAGUCCACAACUUCCCAGGACACUCUCUUGCUCAUUUAGCACCUCAGGGUAUCAGCCACGGUCAUUUCAUUUAAAUGAACCCAGUGACCCAGCCUCCACCUUUCAAAGGAAUCUGAGGAACCUUACCUGCCAAGUCCCAACUGAGUCCCUGUGACACGCAGGAACGCGGGCCAGGCUCUUGUGUAGGUUAAGGAAGUCUGAGAAGAAUAAAGAUUAUAGGGGAACAGUCUACCUUUCUUUACAAGGUCUUGUUCUGCAUCCCUGAAAUCUCAGAUUCAGCUCUUACAAUGAAGUCCUGUUGUCGAAAGAGCUGGCCUUUUAUCACCACUUAAAAUCUAAUUAAUCCAUAUUGAAGCACAAAGAUUUCUGUUGUAUUUAGGGUGAGGGGUCAUAGAGCCCUCUUUGUUCAUCCUUAGACUUAGAAUCAUCAAGCAUUGGGGAUAUAAUUUUACCAAGCAAAUUGGAAGGUAACAGAUCAAAUCCUUAUCAAAAAGCCUAACUCAUAGUUUUAACAGAGUCCUUCGUCCUUUACGUGAAACAUUAUAUUCAAGAACAAAAACGUAUUUCAGAGUGCCCGAAGAGUUAAUGCCCGCGGCUUAUACUCCGGGUAGCAUAGAACCUCGGUCAUCACACUACCGCCAACCACAAAGACAGCAACUCCUAUAGGGGUGGUGACGGUUCUAAGACCUGUUGCAAUGGCUUUAGACUUUAGAGCAGCAAUGCAAUUCAUUGGACUUUUAUUAUCUUCAUCGGGAUGGGUUUUAUCCAUUAUCACGACUUACUUGCCACAUUGGAAGAACCUCAACCUGGACUUAAAUGAAAUGGAGACCUGGACCAUGGGGCUCUGGCAAGCCUGCGUCAUCCAGGAGGAAGGUGGCAGGCAGUGCAAGGACUUUGAUUCUCUCCUGGCUUUGCCUGCCGAACUCAGGAUCUCCAGGAUUUUAAUGUUCCUGUCGAAUGGGCUGGGACUCCUGGGGCUGCUGGUCUCUGGCUUUGGCCUGGACUGCUUGAGAAUCGGAGAGAGGCAGCAGGAUGUCAGGAAGCGACUGCUAAUCCUGGGGGGAAUCCUGUUCUGGACGGCAGGCAUCACGGCCCUGGUGCCGGUCUCCUGGGUGGCACACGUGACAGUCCGGGAGUUCUGGGAUGAGACCAUCCCAGAGAUUGUGCCCAGGUGGGAGUUUGGGGAAGCCCUCUUCCUGGGCUGGUUCGCUGGAUUUUCUCUGCUCCUGGGAGGGUGUCUGCUCAACUGCGCAGCCUGCUCCUCCCCAGCUCCUGCAGCUGCAGGGCCCUACGCCGCUGCAGAAAGGCGAACUCAGUGCCCAUACCUGCACAAUGGAACAGGGGAUCCCAAAGUGUAAGGACCACAGAGAUGUAUCUUUAUACAUCUACUGUGAUGUAAAGCUCUAUGUGAUCAAGGGGUCUUUUUUACAUAAUUCAAUCUGUGAUCACAUUUUCUUAUUAAAUAACUACUUUUCUACUAGAUUCUCCCACCCCCAAAAUUUGGAGAAGAGGCAAAUCUUAGGUCUACAAAAAAAUUAUUAUGGGGAGCACUACAGAGAUCGGAGCAAAAAAUGUCACUGAUCAGGUUAUUUAAAUCAAAAUGCGGUGGUGGUCCGAUAUAAUCAAUAUUAAGCUUUAAUGUGUUAAUUUUAUAUUAGAAACUUCUUUUUUGUUGCUACCUGUAGGUGAUAAUGUUUCUGUUUCCUAAGGAAAAAAAGGGACCAAUCUGAAAUCUUGUAAGCCUUCUGCAUUAGCAAAAGCACAUGUUCAGCCUCUCGAAGAGUGUUAUUUCCACUGACCGAGACAAUGGCCUUGGUCUUUGAGCAGAGGUGGUUUGUGUUUAGGAAAUUCCCAGGCGGCCUGUGGGACAGGAUUUUAUGAGGCUGAAGGUUUUCAGUACAUCAGGAUGCUCUCAGAUUCAAAUUCCUGGUCAAUCUCCUCUCUCGUCUCUUCCCUUAAAGCUUCAUGUUUUAAAAAGAGAAUUCCAAAACCUUUUUGCUUGAUAUCAAUACUGACAGAUCAUUUGCUCUAA